AUGCCUUCUUUGAGGGCCGAGAUACGACUGAGCAACGCUACUACAGUCCAGGCGCGCCUUUGGAGAGCUGGACCCCGCUGACUGUCAUUUCUGCUAUCAUCACGAAUCUCGACAAUGACAGCGGACGAUCAGCACUUUCUUGAUGUGCUAGCGGAGUACUCGCAGGACAUCCGGAAAUUCACAGGAUCCAUCUUCGAUGCCAGCGACCGACAUUUCCAAAGCGUAGCCGCCUACAUCAAGAGAACUGUGCCAGAGGGCUGGCUGCCCGAAAACGCUCGGCCUGCUCCUCCUCCCCCGCCCUUGCAUCGUGCUACAAGCGCCUACAUACAUCGUCUGCAAGACUGGGUUUCAAGGAAUCGCGCGCUAACGGCAGCGCUCAUCGCCUUCGUCGGCACAGGCGGGUUUCUACUAUGGAGAGAAAAGAGGAAGCACACAAGGAAGCGGCGGGCGCGGAGAGCAAGUAACGGAGCCAGGAGGGAGGUUAUUGUAAUCGCCGGCCCCCCGAACUCGCCCAUCACGAAAUCGCUGUCGCUGGACCUCGAACGACGCGGCUUUAUCGUAUACAUCGUAUGCUCCGACCUCGAAGAGGAACAACAAGUACAAAGCGAGUCAAGAGCAGAUGUGAGGCCGCUGCAUUUAGAUGUCGCAGAUGUCCUUGGCACACAGGAAGCUAUGCAGCGCUUCAACAACCUGCUCCUUAGGCCUCAUGUCGCUUUCGCAGGAGCAUCUCCGCACAACUUACAUUUCCGUGGUAUUGUCAUUGUGCCAGACCUGAUCUAUCCCUCGGGUCCGAUCGAGACGGUUUCGCCGGAACUAUGGUCGGACGUUUUGAACGCCAAAGUUCUGCACACUAUCGCCGUCACACAGGCGUUUCUCCCGACAAUUUGCGACUUCAAAGCUCGCGUUUUGAUGCUCACGCCUAGCAUCGUGGCGUCACUGCGACCCCCGUUCCACAGCGUCGAAACGGCCGUGGUGAGCGCUUUGGAGGGGUUUACAGCAUCUUUGAGAGGAGAGCUCGGCACGCUAGGGAUUGACGUGUGUCAGUUCAAGCUUGGGACGUUUGAUUGCACACAUGUUGGGGGCAAACAACACCUCCAGCCGACUGCAGGCCCGAACACAUUCCUCUGGCCCACAAGUGCUAGGCGGUUAUAUGCUAACAACUUCGUUAAUCAAAGUCGCAUAGCGCACAGCAGGGGACUCCUAAGCCAGACGGGGAGCACGGGGAGCUCACUACGGGAGCUGCACAACGCCGUCUUCGAUGCCCUCACGCAGAAGAGGCCGCGGAGAGUCUGGCGAGUCGGUCGUGGAAGUGUCACGUACGACCUGGUGGGAAAUUGGGCGCCCUCUGGCUUGGUUGGGUGGAUGAUGGGCGUACGGCGGGUAUCCCUGAACGCAGCGGCAGAGCCGCAGCUAGAGGACAGCGUGCAGUCGUGGGAGAAGGUCGAGAGGGCGGUUUGAUGAAGCUGAUUUCCGAGCCAACUUUUAGGAGUUGCAGACGCGGCCGGUGCCGCUGUGGUCGCGUGUCCAUUAUUGGCGGACUGGCAUCGUAAUUUGAGGAGCACCAGGCCUGGUUAUGUAAGAAUAGGGCCCUUGGCAGACGGCCUGAGGGGUCUCGCCGGAGAAGGUUAUUAUUAGGGCGUGGAGGUACUCUCCAGUCAAUUUUCUGUGUCGCGGUACGUCGCACAAACAGACGAUACUCAGCUCUUGACGAUGGUGUUG
Trematosphaeria pertusa is the source of this 1719-nucleotide messenger RNA. Its product is annotated as DUF1776-domain-containing protein. Bases 115 to 1458 code for a protein of 447 amino acids. The transcript has 3 exons. The record is from RefSeq and is a predicted model, not a curated record. NCBI's taxonomy places the organism in Eukaryota, Fungi, Ascomycota, Dothideomycetes, Pleosporales, Trematosphaeriaceae.